Molecule: messenger RNA, 364 nt
Organism: Coregonus clupeaformis (lake whitefish)
Lineage: Eukaryota; Metazoa; Chordata; Actinopteri; Salmoniformes; Salmonidae
Product: trypsin-3-like
Exons: 3
Coding region: 14-364 (116 amino acids)
Biological process (GO): proteolysis
Molecular function (GO): serine-type endopeptidase activity
Source: RefSeq, a predicted model, not a curated record
GCCCCCAUUGAGGAUGAGUAUGACAAGAUUGUCAGUGAAGGUCAUCAUGCACCCCAGUUACAACAGCCACACUUUUGCCUUCUACCCCGACCAACUGUUCUGCCUGGAUCUCCCCAUCCUGAGCAGCAGCAGCUGCAACAGCGCCUAUCCUGGACAGAUCACCUCCAACACGUUCUGCGCUGGCUUCAUGAAGAGGGGCAAGGACUCUUGCCAGGGAGACUCCGGUGGCCCCAUGGUGGGCAACGGGCAGCUGCAGGGUGCUGUGUCCUGGGGUUACGGCUGUGCCCAGAGGAACAAGCCUGGUGUCUACGUCAAGGUCUGCAACUACAACUUCUGGAUCAGCAGCACAAUGUCCUGCAACUAA